Molecule: messenger RNA, 711 nt
Organism: Gongylonema pulchrum
Lineage: Eukaryota; Metazoa; Nematoda; Chromadorea; Rhabditida; Gongylonematidae
Source: the annotation of a GenBank genome assembly
GUUGGUGUCCCGAUUAUGCUAGCUUACGUCUAUGGUGUUGUUCCACUGUCACUGUGCAGAAAUGGUGGAUGCGGAGUUGGCAGUGGCUCGGCACGACCAGAACAUAAUGAACUGGAUGAUGACGAAAUUUGGAAUGAAGUUAAUAGUCAUAGCCGUGAGAAAUCGCCCCUACUGAACGAUAUGGAACGACAAGAUGGAACAUCACUGACAACACGAAUGUCUGUAAAUAGUGGAUUCUCAAAUGCGCAACAAGUGCACAGUCGUUUACAGGUACAAGCGGAAUUAUGCCGUCGAAGGCCAAGCAUUGAAUCAGGGAUUACUAGCAUAGGCGAAAAAUGCAACUAUGAAGAAGCGAGUACUAAAGCAAUGGCCGGUUCUCAGUACAACGAUGAUAAGGAAGCUGUGAGCUAUUGUGAAGAAGUGGCUAGCACUAUUGCCUUGGCCGGUUCUGUAAUUGAUGCCAAAUCGCUCACCGAUAGUGCCAGUGGACGUGUUUUUGUUACUCAGAUGUGUAAUCGCGAUCGUGAUUUGAGUCCAUCUUCACAGCAUGUCAAUGAUUCUUGCAGACUCAACUACAGGACGAUUCUCUGUCAUGGGGAACUGGUGCUGCUAGCAAGCGUCGUGGCCGAGCAACAAGUAUCGUUUCUGCGACAAGCGGUGGUGCAGGCACGUCGUCACAUCGCAUCACGCAUGCAUCACACUCGAAUUUAA